Tympanuchus pallidicinctus (lesser prairie-chicken) is the source of this 1005-nucleotide messenger RNA. RefSeq lists its product as uncharacterized. The transcript is spliced from 7 exons. Lineage: Eukaryota; Metazoa; Chordata; Aves; Galliformes; Phasianidae. The record is from RefSeq and is a predicted model, not a curated record. Bases 1 to 921 code for a protein of 306 amino acids.
AUGUCCCCAAAUCUUUGGACACGGAGGUCAACGAUGUCCCCAAAUCUCCACACAUUGGGGUCUCAAGACCCACAUCUCCAGCCAUGGAGCUCAGCGACGUCCCCUGAUGUCCCCAAAUCUUUGGACACGGAGGUCAACGAUGUCUCUCGAUGUCCCCAAAUCUUUGGAGACAGAGGUCAACGAUGUCCCCAAAUCUCCACACAUUGGGGUCUCAGGACCCACAUCUCCAGGCACGGAGCUCAGCGACGUCCCCUGAUGUCCCCAAAUCUUUGGACACGGAGGUCAACGAUGUCCCCAGAUGUCCACAUUUGGGGUCUCAAGACCCACAUCUCCAGCCACGGAGCUCAGCGACGUCCCCUGAUGUCCCCAAAUCUCUGGGCAUUGGGAUCUUGGGACCCCAAUCUCCAGGCACGGAGGUCAACGAUGUCCCCAGAUGUCCACAUUUGGGGUCUCAAGACCCACAUCUCCAGGCACGGAGGUCAGCGACGUCCCCUGAUGUCCCCAGAUCUUUGGACACGGAGGUCAACGAUGUCCCCAGAUGUCCACAUUUGGGGUCUCAAGACCCACAUCUCCAGCCAUGGAGCUCAGCGACGUCCCCUGAUGUCCCCAAAUCUCUGGGCAUUGGGAUCUUGGGACUCCAAUCUCCGGCCACGGAGGUCAGCAGUGUCCCCUGAUGUCCCCAAAUCUUUGGACACGGAUGUCAACGAUGUCCCCAGAUGUCCACAUUUGGGGUCUCAGGACCCACAUCUCCAGCCCCGGAGCUCAGCGACGCCCCCUGACGUCCCCAGAUCUCCAGACGUGGGGCUCUUGGGACCCAGAUCUCCACUCACAAACAUCAUCAGCGUCCCCCGACGUCCCCAAAAUCUCCGGCCAUCGGGACCCCAAACACCUCCAGUCACAAAGGCCGGCGACGUCCCUUGACGCCUUCGCCCCCCAUCCCUUCCAGUCCCCCCCCUUCGCGCUCCUCUUCCGCCCCAUGGCGCCUCGGGGGGGGGGGGGGGGGGC